AUGUCCGGGAAGCGGCUUUUGUUGUGCGGGGUUUGUUGCGUGGAUAUUGUGAACUAUGUGCAAAGCUUCCCGGAAGAGGACACCGACAACCGAGGGGUGGAUCAGGUAGGAUGUACUUUCAUUUGAAUAUAAUGUGUUAUAACGAAGGUUUUUUUGUAAAAUUUUUUGAUUAUUUUUCAGCUGAUAACCCUUGGCGGAAAUGCCACGAACAGUGGCUCUGUGUUGGCACAGCUCAACGAUUCGACAGAUCUUUUCAUGGCCGUGCCGACGCAAAACAUUUUAUUCAACAAGUAAGAGAUUUGCUUUAUGCUGGAAGGUCUGUACAAUAAACCCCAUGCAGAAACCUUGUCCGAGACUAAUUUUCGAGGUUUUGGCAUACGAUUUUACAGAUUUUGUUAGGCCAAAAUGAGCCUAAUGAAACAAAGACAAAGCCCUUCUACAACGAAUAAAUUUUUUGAUCCUUUAAAAUUCGUUUUUCAAAGCUCUGACUCUACAGCGGCGGACCUGAUCCAUUGGCAAAAAACGUACCAUUUUUGAUCAGGGAAGUAUCAAAAGUGCAGCAAAAUACCUCCUUCUCCAAGUGCAAAAAUUCCGAUUUGAAAAGCCCGCCCGCUUUUUUUGUGAGGGAAAGGGCGCACAUUUCAAAACGGAGUUUUUUUUAUUGUAGUGGGAGGUCUUUUGCCACAUUUUUGAUACUUCCCGGAUGCAAAAUUAUACGUUCUUUGCCGAUGGAUCAGGCCCCUCGUAUGCAUUAUAAACGUUUUCUACAUUGAUUCUGAUCAAAUCUUUCUAGUCUCGUCGAAAAAGCCGGGAUAAAUCUCACACGCUGCGUUCACCGGCCCACGGAAGAUGUGCCCGUCUCUACAGUCAUAUGUAACUACGAACUUGGCACCAGAACCAUCCUGCAUUACGAGGGAGAUCUUGAGGAGCCCUCGGCCAUUGAGUUCAAAGAAAUUUUUGAUGAAAUUGAUGACUAUGGGAUCAUUCAUUUUGAAGGUAACUUUUACUGCGGGUUCACAGGGAUAGCGCUAAGGGAGAGAGGAAAAAAUUUUGAUGAAAUGUUGCACAAGAUGACAAUUUUUAUACAAAAAUUCCUCCUUGUGGAUUGUCUCUCUCACUGAACCUCUAAUUUAAUCAAAUUCUCUUUAAUUUUGAGCGAAAUCAGGCCGGCAAUACGACCAAGUUGUGCAGAUUAUGGACUACAUCAAAAAGAAACGGGGCUACAAGAGAUACCCGCUGAUCAGUGUGGAAUUGGAGAUCAGAGUGCCGGAUAAAUGGGUCACGGAGUUCGUGAAACGCGCCGACAUUGUGUUUGUCAGCAAGGACUUUGCGCAAUGGCGUGGUAAGUCCACACUGCUCCCAAAAAGCUUGGGGCUUCAAAACUCAAAAUUAUGGAUUGCUUUCCAGGUUGGAAGAGCAUGUUCGAAGCGUUGGAAAUGAUGGAGAAGACGUAUGACUGCAAAAACACAAUCAUUGUCUGUCCAUGGGGAGAAAAGGUGAGUUCAAACAUUGGUUUUCCGAAUGUAAAGCUCUGUACAACAAAUUGCAAUAGAUAAAAAUAUUUUUAUUAUAUGUAUAUCAAUCUGUAAGGAAAGUAAUGUGGAUACGUUGCUUCUUGGAAUUGCCAUCAUCGCUUUGCGACGGCUUGCCGCGGCUGAAGAGUUGACGCGCGACUGCGACGAAUGA
This is a messenger RNA of Bursaphelenchus xylophilus (pine wood nematode), 1686 nucleotides long. The record is from the annotation of a GenBank genome assembly. NCBI's taxonomy places the organism in Eukaryota, Metazoa, Nematoda, Chromadorea, Rhabditida, Aphelenchoididae.